Molecule: messenger RNA, 1797 nt
Organism: Talaromyces rugulosus
Lineage: Eukaryota; Fungi; Ascomycota; Eurotiomycetes; Eurotiales; Trichocomaceae
Exons: 1
Coding region: 1-1797 (598 amino acids)
Biological process (GO): transmembrane transport
Molecular function (GO): transmembrane transporter activity
Source: RefSeq, a predicted model, not a curated record
AUGGCGGCCGCAACUGAAUCCAUGGCCGUGAAUUCCAGCAGCCCAACUCCGAACGCCCAAUGCCAGGAUUCUACAAAAGAUGCCUUCGUUGGCGAUACUCAACGCUCCGAAAUUGCGAAUGACAAGCAGAUGAGCACAAAGGAGCCCAUGGAGACUGUCGCCUUGCCUGAAAAAGGUAGAACGAGACUCGAGACAACACUAAUCAUGGGCGCUCUCUCUGUUUCCCUCUUCCUUUCCGCUCUCGACACGACCAUUAUAACUACUGCCGUUCCGACCAUUGUCACCCAUUUUAACUCUGAAAUCGGCUACAUUUGGGUCGGCAGUGCGUAUCUGCUUGGAAACGCCGCCGUCGUGCCAAUCUGGGGGAAGAUUUCCGACAUCUUCGGUCGCAAGCAAACUUUGCUUGUCACGGUCAGUGUAUUUUUGCUUGGUUCGCUUCUUUGCGCCAUUAGCCAGAACAUGGCUAUGCUCAUUGCUGCAAGAGCUAUCCAAGGCAUUGGUGGUGGCGGUACCAUUUUGCUGCCCAACAUCUGCGUGUCGGAUCUCUUCCCACUGCAUAAGCGCGGCAUGUAUUUUGGUAUACUCAGCACGGUUUGGGCCUUGGCCUCGGCCCUGGGACCUGUCAUCGGUGGCAUCUUCACUAGCAGGGUCUCUUGGCGUUGGUGCUUUUACAUCAACCUCCCCUUUGGCGGCGUGGCUCUGGCGACUUUGACCUUCUUCCUCAAGCUUCACAAUCCUCGCACGCCCAUCAGACAGGGACUUGCUGUCAUCGAUUUUAUUGGCAACCUGCUUGUCAUUGGCGGAACAGUCAUGAUUCUCAUAGGCAUUCAGUUUGGUGGUAUUCAGUACGCUUGGAAUUCCGCCACUAUCAUCUGCCUUCUCGUCUUUGGCGCCAUUGCCGUUGCACUAUUCUGCCUCUACGAGUCCAGAAUAGCGAAGUACCCCGUCAUUCCUCCACGAAUUUUCCGCUAUAGAAACAGUAUUUCCGCUUACAGCUUGAGUGUUAUGCACGCCAUGGCUUUCCUAGGUGGAACGUACUGGCUGCCGUUGUAUUUCCAGUCUGUGCUUGGAGCUAAUUCUCUCAUGUCCGGAGUGUAUCUGCUGCCAUACGUCAUAUCCUCGUCCAUAGUUUCGAUAGGCGCUGGUAUCGUAAUCAAGAAAACUGGCAACUUUCGAUUGCCCAUAAUCAUUGGUCUGUUCGUAAUGACCAUCGGUCUAGGGCUCAUGACCUAUCUUGACGAUGAGCCUCACUGGGAUAGAAUCGUUUUAUUCCAGAUUAUUGCCGGACUCGGGUCUGCUCCGAACUUUCAGGCGCCUCUCAUUGCCAUCCAGACAAACAUUGAACCUCGUGAUAUUGGCGCCGCGACCUCCAGCUACUCCUUCGCUCGUCAAAUUGGCACGUUUAUCUCCAUCUCCAUUGGCGGCGUCGUUUUCAACAAUGUCAUGAAGUCACAGCGAGAUCACCUAGCGUCCGUCUUAGGCCAGCAGCUGGCCCAGGAAUUCAGCGGCCAGGAAGCUUCCGCUAGCAUCCAGAAAAUUAACGAUCUCCCACCGAAUCAAAUCCACACAGUUAGGACAGCAUACUGGAAUGCGCUGCAAAAGAUGUUUAUUCUGUACGCUUGCGUCAGCUUUACCGGCUUGGCCAUUAGCUUCUGGAUCAAGCAAACCGUAUUAACUAAGGAACAUACAGAGCACAAGACUGGUCUUCAGUCGCUCAAGAUGGAAGACCGCCAAAAGACCAAAAAGCCCGACGAGGAACGUCCUGCUCCGGUGAAAAGCGCCAACGAUAGUACGUAA